GCCUCCCCCGUGGCGGCGGCUCGGGGCGCCUCGGCCGCGUCCCUGCGGCAGCCGGCGGCGGUCGCGGGCUAUGGGGGGGAAGAGCGUCUGCUUCGGCGUCCUGACCGUCGCCGUCCUGCUCCUGGCCGCCGCCUCGCAGGGUGCGGAACCGCCGCCGAGCUGCGAGGCGGUCCGGAAAGUUUUCCAGCUGCGGAGGCUCGGCCCGCUCGGCGGCGUCCCGGAGUUCCCGCGGGCAGGUGUUGAUCUCCAGGUUUGUACUUCUAAAAAUCCAACAUGCUGUACCAAAAAGAUGGAAGAAAGGUAUCAGAUUGCAGCAAGGCAAGAUAUACAGCAAGUGCUUCAAACAUCAAGUGCUACAUUAAAAUUUUUAAUAUCUCGUAAUGCAGCUGCUUUUCAAGAAACCUUUGAAAUGCUCAUCAGAGUGGCUGAGAAUUACACCAGCACACUUUUCUGCAAUGCUUACAGAAACAUGGCUGCUGAGGCUGCUGUGCACGUGCAGGAGUUUUUCACAGAUGUUGGGCUCUUCUUAUUUGGCACAGAUGCCAGCACAGAGGAAUUUGUGAACAGAUUUUUUGACACCCUCUUUCCAGUAGUCUACAACCAUGUGAUUAACCCUGGUCCGACUGACAUCUCGUUGGAGUACGCGGAGUGCCUCCGAGCGGCGAGAAGAGACAUCAGGCCCUUUGGCAACGUUCCCAAAAAGGCCCUGGGACAGAUGGGAAGAUCACUCUUACCCAGCCGGACUUUCCUGCAGGCUCUGAAUUUGGGGGUUGAAGUGAUCAAUGCGACAGAUCACCUGCACUUCUCCAGAGACUGCAGCAGAGCUUUGCUGAGAAUGCAGUACUGCCCCCACUGCCAGGGGCUGAUGCUGAGCAAGCCCUGCAUGGGCUACUGCCUCAACAUCAUCCGGGGCUGCCUGGCUGCCAUAGCAGAAGUUGAUCUCCACUGGCAGAGGUACAUCCAGGCCCUGGAGGAGUUCUCAGGAGCCCUAAGUGGAGCACACAGCAUCGAGCACGUGCUCCUGAACUUCCAUUCCCUUGUCCACGACGCUCUGGUACAGGCUCGGAUCAAUGGGCCAGAGUUAUCUGCGCAGGUGAAUAAGGUAUGUGGUCCUCCUGUAAGGAAGCCUGAACAGUCUCCAGGUUGCUCCUUUGAUCAGAACAAAGAUAAUCAAGGCUUGAAGAUGUUCUCCAGAGACAGUGAACAAACACUCACCAACAGAAGAAAGGAGUUUGUCGCGCACCUGCGGCUGUACAGAGCCUUUUACGGCAGCCUGGCGGAUCAGCUGUGCGGGAACGAGCUGGCAGCUGCCGAUGGGCUCCCCUGCUGGAAUGGAGAAGAUCUUGUAAGAAGCUAUACGCACCGUGUGGUUGGCAGUGGAAUCAAAGCUCAGUCUGCAAAUCCAGAAGUAAAAGUGAAAGGAACAGAUCCUGUCAUAAGUCAAAUUAUUGACAAGCUGAAACAUGUUAUUCAGCUGUUGCAGGGCAACUCAUUUCCAAAACAUGACAAAUGGGAUCUCCAACAAACAGGAAGUGGUGGAGGUGUAGAUGAACAAAUCAGUGGUGAUUGUGAUGAUGAAGAUGGUUGUGGAGGAUCUGGAAGUGGAGAAUUCAAAAGAGUCCUGAAAAUCACAGACCGGUGCCUACAUAAAAAAGCAAGCAAAGUGUGUGUGCACUUAAGUUUUCCAACGGGACACUGCAAUCCACUGCCAAAUGUAAUAUUUAAAGACCUCAUGUCUUGAGAUCAAGCAGGUCUCUCAUCCAGAAUUUGGAAUUUUUCAGUUCUAGUGGCUGGCCACCAGAGAGGUGUUACUUCAUUUACUAUAAGUCUUUGAACCUGGUCCUUCAGCAAGUUGUUCACCCAUCAUGUUGUAUGCAUGUCCAGCUGUAUCCUGGACAUUUUAUUCAUAAAAAUGCUGUGAGAGAUAGAUAGUAUCAAAAGCUUUUCUAAAAUCCCAAACACCCAUGUUUACUGCCUUCCCUGUGUCUACUGGUCAAAAGUGGUUUGUUUCCACAUCUGGCACAUCUAUUCAGCCUGUUCAGUGCACUCAGUAGCUCCUCAGUUAGUAAUCAUCUCUUUAGUGAAACAAUAGAAUUUGUUAUCUGAAUUCAUGAGUUUCCAUACAGACUAAAAUCCUGGUCUCUGUGCUGUGGCUUUGAAAGGCACAAUGAGCUCGACCGGGUGGUGGGGAAAUUGGGGAUGUCUUUUACACUGUAAUUCAUGCUUUCUUUCCUAUCUUCAUGAAACACUAGCUGAUCAUUCUGUCCUUUCUUUCAGUUUUCUCAAGGAAUAUGUAGGGAGGAAUGAGAAAGAAUGUUUGGUCAAGUGAGAGAUUAUUGAAGAGCUGAUUACUAUGAGCAAAAACAACAACUCAUACCUGCCUAUUGUUAUUUUUGAUUAAACAACCAUCAAAACUUUUUGCUGAAACAAUCAAAUGCCUUGAAUACAACCUAUGGAAUUGGUCUAAUUAUAACAAAUGGUCAGUCUUAAGGACUGAACUUAAGUGUUCUUACUGAACCCACCAAUAAAAUGUUGUAUAGUAAUUACACUUUGAGACGUUUUGUUUUGCUUAGUAUCAUUAUAAAACUUUCUUCAUUGCUUCUCCAUAGCAACUCAUCUUUGCAUCUUUUUGUUUUGUGAAUUCUAAAAUGCACCCUAGAGUUGAGUACUCAUAUUUUUAACUUAUAGUUGUAUAAUUAAAAGGUGAAAGUGCAUGUUAAAUGCAUCAGCAGAGUGAAUUUUGGCAAAGAAGGUGAAGUAUAUAAAAUGUGUAUCCCAUCUGUUGCAAAUGUACGGUCUUUUCACCGGUAAUUACAACAAUUUUAUCUGGAAAACAGAAUUUAUUCUACCCUAAAUACAGCUAAAAAUAACUGUGAAUAAAGGUAUAUUUGGAAUUAAAUAGAACCCACAUAAAACCUAAUUUUGAUUUUAGCAAAAACUAACUAAAUUUCUACCACAGUCCCUGGGUUUCAUGUUUACUGAUGUUCACAUGCAUUAUUCAGAGGAACCAAAUAUUAGGUGAGAGACAAAGCACAGUGUGGCUGAGGUGUUUAGUAUGCAAUAGAGAAUUUUUUUGAUGACUCAUAGGUAGGGCCAGUGAUAUAGGCAGUGAAUAUUAUGUCAGUGUGCACAUCAGUGUUGCAGCAACAAACUGCUUAUUCCUGUUUUGAUGCAUUGAAUUCCUCUUUAUCUUUAGAAAAGUUUGAUGGAUCCAAAAUAAUUUGUGAUGAAGCAUUUAGUCACAGCUGUGCCCACAUCUCUUUUUGGAAAACAUCACUGGUAAAUAUUAUUAUAAAAUGUUGAAAGUAAUUUAAAUUUAAGACUUUGAUGGACCACUUCUGGAUAUUCUUUUUUUAUGAAAUAAUCUAAAUUUCACUAUGUAAUGAGUUGACUGUGCCUGGAUGCCAUGUGCCCACCAAAGUAAUUCUAUUACUUCUCUCCUCAUCAGAAUAGGAGAGAGAAAAUAAAAGGAGUCUUGUAGGUUGAGACAAGGACAGGGAUAGGUCACUCACUAAUUACCAUCAGGGGCAAAAUGGACUUGACUUGGAGAUACUAUGAAAAUUUAAUACCAAUGAAAUCAGAAUAGGGUCAUAAGAAAUGAACCCAACCUUUAAAACACCACCCCCCCUACUCCUCCCUUAUGCCUGGGCUCAAUUCCAUUCCUUAUUUUCUCUACCUCUCCUUUCCCAAGCAUGCAGGGGGACCAGGAGUGAAGGUUGUGAUCAAUUAAUGUGUCUCUGCCACUCCUUCCUCCCCAGAGGAAGGACUCCUCACAGACUUCCUCUGCUCCCUUCCAUGUGUGGGUUUCUUCCAUGGGGCGUGUUCCUUCAGGAACAGACUGCUCCAGCAUGGAUCCCCCAGGGGAUCACAAGCCCUGUCAGAAAACCUUCUCCAAAGGGGCUCCUUUCUCCAUGGGGCCACAUGUCCUGCCAGGACCAUCACCUCCUUUAGGUGUCCAUCUGUUCCAUGGGUCCUCCACACGUUGCCAGUGGAUAUCUGCUGUUCCACCGUGGGCUCCCAGAGGCUGCAGGGGCACAGCCUGGCUCACAGGGUCUGCACUGUGGGGUGCAGCAGGGGAAUCUCUGCUCCAGCACACAGAGCACCUCCUGCCCACCCUUCUGCCCUGACCUUGGUGUCUGCAGGGCUGUUUCUCUCAGAUAUUCUCUCUCUUCUCUCUGGCUGCUGUUGCAGUGGGGUUUUUUCACCCUUUUUAAAUUGCUUAAUCCCACACUGCUAGUCCAGUCACUGAUGGGCUCUGCUUUGGCUGCCUUGGAACCAGCUCACAUUAUCCCUGUCAGACAGUGGGGGAAACUUCUGGCAACUUCUUACAGUAAUCACCCCUGUAGGCCCCCUGCUACCAAACCCUGGUGAUGAAAAUUCAACAUAUACUAAUAUUUUAUUAAAAUAUAACAGAAAUACAAAGCAGAAAGUAAGAGAACAUUAAUGUACUUUUAGCUAAAUUUUGUAGUGUGUUUGGGAGCUGAUUUUGAUAAAAAGCUAAACCAGUAGUUUAAAUACAGGAAUGAAGUAUGAUCAUAUAGCAUAUUUUAUUAAGGUUGUGUGAGGCAAUAUCUCAUGGCAUCAUGUGUUGCAGGAUGCUGCUUUUUCAGACUCUUAUCUUUCUCUUUUUUUUUUUGGAGGUUUGUUUUGAAAAGUUCAAUAUUUACUGAGAAUGCCCUUUUCCUUAGAUUUUUCGUUGCAUUGAAAGAUAUCCUGUAAAUGCAUUCUUAGAUUGUAUACAGUUUUUUAAAUUCAGUAAUUAAGUCAAUAUUUAAAACAGUAAAUAUCAAUUAUUUGAAUGAAUAUUAUAUUUAGCAUGCUACCAAUUAGAAGGUUGUGUAAUUGUCAAUCUUGAGAAUGGCUGUUCUCAUAUUAAAAGAUUAAAGAAAAAUA
Haemorhous mexicanus (house finch) is the source of this 4893-nucleotide messenger RNA. It is a transcript of the gene GPC5, whose product is annotated as glypican 5. Bases 71 to 1741 code for a protein of 556 amino acids. Gene Ontology annotation, biological process: cell migration; positive regulation of canonical Wnt signaling pathway; regulation of protein localization to membrane. The transcript is spliced from 9 exons. Lineage: Eukaryota; Metazoa; Chordata; Aves; Passeriformes; Fringillidae. Gene Ontology annotation, cellular component: plasma membrane; extracellular region; cell surface. The record is from RefSeq and is a predicted model, not a curated record.